AUGACUGAAGAGAAUGAAAGCGUCAUCAAACAAAAGGAGCAAGGGCGAUAUUGCCUCUUUCAUCGAGAUCACGACCAUACGACACAAGACUGCUUUGACCUCAGGGAAGAAGUGGAGAAUCUCAUUCGGAGGGAAUACCUCAAGGAGUAUGUAGAUGAUCCCAAGGCGACCCCGAGCGACAAACGCGACAGUAAAUCCCCUGCCAGGGAGAUACAGACAGUACUGGGAAGUCCAACGGAGAGAGAGUCUAGCAGGAAGAAAAAGGCGAGUGUGCGAGAGGCUAGGGCAAGCCUAGGGCAGUACGACAUUUACCAUACAUUCUUUUCAGGUACAUCGGAUCCUGGUAGAUGGGGCAGCUCGACUGACAUCAUAUCACUAACAACCUACAAAGCUAUGGAUUUGGGUGAUAGGAUGCUGAAGAGCAGCCCGACCCUGCUGGUAGGGUUCGGAGGAGAACGAGUCAUUCCAGAAGAGAAGAUAGAGCUACCGGUGACGUUUGGAAGUGGGUCGAAAAACAUCACUAAGAUGGUGGAGUUCUUAGUUGUUGACUACUCUUCAUCUUAUAACGCUAUAUUGGGAAGACCGACCAUACACAUGCUAAAGGCGAUAUCCUAA
Momordica charantia (bitter melon) is the source of this 615-nucleotide messenger RNA. RefSeq lists its product as uncharacterized. The record is from RefSeq and is a predicted model, not a curated record. Lineage: Eukaryota; Viridiplantae; Streptophyta; Magnoliopsida; Cucurbitales; Cucurbitaceae.